Messenger RNA from Bolinopsis microptera, 1161 nucleotides. Its product is annotated as probable G-protein coupled receptor No18. NCBI's taxonomy places the organism in Eukaryota, Metazoa, Ctenophora, Tentaculata, Lobata, Bolinopsidae. Gene Ontology annotation, molecular function: G protein-coupled photoreceptor activity. The record is from RefSeq and is a predicted model, not a curated record. Gene Ontology annotation, cellular component: plasma membrane. The transcript has 6 exons. Gene Ontology annotation, biological process: cellular response to light stimulus; G protein-coupled receptor signaling pathway; phototransduction. Bases 1 to 1161 code for a protein of 386 amino acids.
AUGACCCAAAUACUGGACAACCCCUAUUUCAUGAUAUUCCUAUCUUCCACCCUUGUCCUGUUUUGCGCCAUCGGCACUCUCGGUAAUAUUCUAGCAUUGAUCUGUGCUACAAAAAAUCCCGCUCUCCGGACGGUUGGAAACAAGUUCAUCCUCAACCUGGCGGUUUCAGACUUUUUCAUCUGCACAUGGACAAUGCCAACUGUUGCCCUCUGCGUGAUACGACGAGAGUGGACUCUUGGUGACCUAGCGUGUGAGAUCGGAGGGUUUAUUGACAACGUGAUGCUCACAGCCUCCGUUUGGACACUCGGAUUCUCCUCUCUCAACAGGUACUUCAAGAUCACCAAACCCUUCCAGUACGCCAGCUUCAUGAACCAAAGGAACAGCAAUCUUAUCAUUUCUGCAAUCUGGAUCAUUGCCAUUCUUACUGCUGGUCCUCCUCUUGUGGGCUGGAACUCUUACAAGUUCAACGGAUCCCUCAGCUGCGGUAUCCACACUAUAAACAUGACGAGUUUAGCAGGAAGGUAUUUUAUCUACCUGACAGCCAUGUACUUACCAGUACCACUAUGUCUUAUACUAUUCUCCUACACUCACAUCUUCCUGACAGCUAGACGCCAGAAAAAAGCCUCGAAAGCCCGGAAAAUGAACCACUUCGCCACGACCAGCAACCUCAAAGAAGAGCCCAACAGAAUCCCCGAGGAGAUGCCCGGAAGGUCUUCAGAGGACAUGCCCUCUGCUGAAGCUGUCUCCUACCCGAACCACACCGAGGAUAUGCUCCAAACGUCUUCUCAGCACGGGAGAAAGCCUCCUCCCCGACGGUCAGCACGGGCCUCAGGGAGACUGGACAGAACCACCAUUAUGAUAAUUGUUAUCAUCGGCAUGACCAUGAUCACACAGAUACCAGUCUGUUUUGUGUAUGGUAUCAACUAUUUCUUGUUCGGGGACGACUCCAAAUCACGGAUUCACUUGCCGGACUACAUAGACAUAUUACUUCACUGGCUCUUACUGCUGAACAGUGCCGCUGAUCCCGUCAUAUACGGACUGAUGAACCCUCCUUUCCGACGGGCUUAUCUCAAAUUCUUUAACAGUCUGAGGUAUAUUAUGACUAAGAGAACCCGGGAUAACACUGUUACCAGGAACGCAGAGUCUUACCUCUACAAAUAG